UCAGGAAGUGCGCUCUUUUAUGUCACGUUUGUAGCGCGCAGGCACCAUGUACUUGUACUGGACUCAAGUGAAAUCAUGAAGGCUGUCAUUGCGAUCGUUUUUGCGCUUGUUUUGUGCCCGUCUGAAGAACUGGACUUUAUCAAACAAACACACUUUUUAACCAAUUCAGAAAAUGUAGGAAUCACGACUGAUUUAUCCCGAGCGGUGCAGCGAGUGGAUCCGCGCUUUCUGUCUCUCACCAUAGACGCCAGUCUGGCUUCAGAUGAGAAGUUCAUGAAUCUUUUGGGAUCUCCAAAGAUAAGAGCACUGGCCAGUGCUUUAACUCCAGCCUUUCUGAGAUUUGGUGGGACAAGGCAGGACUUCAUGGUCUUCACUCCUCAGGAUGUUUGGUUCUCUAAGGUUCCUCCAGCUGCAAAUUUAUGUGACAACAUUGCGCUACCCUCUUGGCUGGAAGACAAGCUGAAAAAGGAAUGGGUCCAGCAACAAAUACUCCUAAAGAGAGAGGAUCUGCAAAGAAAGUAUAAAAGAGUUCAGUUCACAGAAGCUACAGUGGACCAGUUGUACUCUUUCAGUAACUGCUCUGGGGUGGAGCUGAUUUUUGGGCUCAAUGCUCUGCUCAGGACAGCUGACAACCACUGGAACAGCUCCAACGCACAGACACUCAUGCACUACUGUGCAUCCAGACAGUACAGGAUGUCAUGGGAGCUGGGCAAUGAACCAAACAGCUAUGAGAAGAAAGCAGGCAUUCGAAUCAAUGGCUUCCAGCUGGGAGAGGAUUUUGUCCACCUCAGAAAGAUCAUGUCAGAAUCUAGAUUCUAUCAAAAUUCUGGACUGUAUGGCCCAGAUGUUGGGCAACCCCGGAACCAUAGGAUAGACAUAUUGGAAGGGUUUUUACACAGUGGAUCUGAGGCAAUUGAUGCUUGUACGUGGCACCAUUAUUAUGUGAAUGGAAGAGAUACAUCUUUGGAGGAUUUUCUGGACCCUAAAGUUCUGGACACUCUGACCUUAAAGACUGAGGAGGUCUUGCAGAAAGUGAAACAGGCAUCUCCUCAUAAGAAAGUAUGGCUUGGAGAGACAAGUUCUGCGUACGGAGGAGGAGCUUUGGGCCUCUCUGACACAUUUGUUGCUGGUUUCAUGUGGCUGGAUAAGUUGGGCCUUGGGGCCAAACUGGGCUUGAAUGUAGUCAUGAGGCAGGUGUUCAUUGGUUCUGGGAGUUACCAUCUUGUUGAUGACAACCUCGACCCCCUUCCUGAUUACUGGUUGUCUGUCCUUUAUAAGAGGCUUGUUGGCCAACAAGUGUUGUCAGUGAAAGCAUUUGGUAACUACACACUUUUUCACAAAAGAGUGCGGCUUUAUUUGCACUGCACAGACAAAAAAAGUUUCACUAAUGGAGCAGUCACACUAAUAGCGAUGAACUUGAAUCACAAGGCAGUGAGGGUCUCAGUGCCUGCACACAUGGCAUCCAGCACAGUGGUGGCUUUUGUCCUGGAGUCUGACCAGAGCGGAGAGGAGGGACUCUACUCCAGAUCUGUUAAGCUAAAUGGAGAAGUGCUGAAGAUGGUGGAUGACACAACUCUCCCGGAUCUUAAAGGAGUUGCUCUGCCUCCCUCAGAGCAUGUCCAGCUCCCUGCCUAUAGUUUAUCCUUCUUUGUGUUCAGUGAUGUCAUGGCACAAGCAUGCCUGUCACCCUAACAGACAACAUGCAGUUGAUCACUACAUCUGUGCACUGGGUAAUGUUUUUCAUCACUGUAGUACUAAUACUUGAAGUCCACUUCUUCAUUUUGGAGAGCUCAUGUACUGUAUUGUAUUUAGUGAAUUGUUAUUAUAUAUGUAACAUAUUUGUAUUUGUACAAUUUUGAGAAAAAUGGCAAAAAAUCAAGCAUUAAACAACAAUAAUGUAUAUACAAUUAAAUGGUAUGAAAAUUAGAGUUUAUUGAGUUCUAAUCCUCCUCAAAAAUCAAUUUACGUUGCCCCAAUGGGAGUCCGGCUCAGAAAAUGUUAUCAUAGAUAAAUGAAACUUAGCACCAAAAAUAGGUCAUGUCAGGACAUAUACAUAUGGCCCCGCCCUAAACCCUACAGGAAGUCGGCCAUAUUGAAUCAAACCUGGCAUUGGCAAAAUCUCUCCAACAGUUUUCAUCAAAAGCACUUCAAACUUGACCAAAAGACACUAAACCCAUGUGCAAUAAAAGGUUGUUAAUUACAUUUUAACAAAAAUGUUGGAUGUGAUCAUGGUGAUUUUUAAGCAAAAUGUACAUUUUUGGAACAAUAAAAAAAUCUGU
This is a messenger RNA of Periophthalmus magnuspinnatus, 2279 nucleotides long. RefSeq names its product heparanase (gene hpse). Gene Ontology annotation, cellular component: extracellular matrix; membrane. Bases 76 to 1692 code for a protein of 538 amino acids. The transcript is spliced from 12 exons. NCBI's taxonomy places the organism in Eukaryota, Metazoa, Chordata, Actinopteri, Gobiiformes, Gobiidae. Gene Ontology annotation, molecular function: hydrolase activity, acting on glycosyl bonds. The record is from RefSeq and is a predicted model, not a curated record.